GUGAGGGUGAAGGGGUGAGCAUUUGUGUUUUAUGAAGGCUCAAGGAAUUUGGAGGUGCCUUUCCGUACAUGUGCAAGGAUUUUCAUUCUCUCUGGCUUUCAGCUGGCCUGUAUGUCUGGGGGGAGAGGGCUUGAGCCAAGGUACUAUGAAUGCAUGAUGCUAAAAGGCUGUGUGCAUUAUGAUCUGAACUAAAGAGGAUCCAUUUACAUCUCCCAGUCACAGAAGAUCUUUAUUUGGGUCCAGGCUUUCAACCACCAGUUACCACCAGUUAAUGCCCUUCCCAUUAUCUGCCAAUUUCCAGAAUGUUCAAGGAAUAUUUCCAGUAUAAGGGCAUCAGCUUCCCUCAGAUAAUCUACUCUGAACAGGUGCUGCAGAUGGUGGAAAACAAUUUUCAAGUUCGAGAUGAUGAUAUUUUCAAUGUUACCUACCAGAAAUCAGGAACUGUGUGGAUGCUGGAGAUUUUAAGUCUGAUCCGAAGCAACGGUGACCCCAACUGGUGCCGAACAGUCCCCAAUUGGGACCGGGGCCCUUGGUUUGAGACAGUAUUAGGAUACAGAAUAGCGCAGACCAACAAGUCUCCACGCAUUAUUAGCUCCCAUCUUCCAGUACAGCUUUUUGCAAAGUCUUUCUUCAAAUCCAAAGCCAAGAUCAUCUACACAGUGAGGAACCCCAAAGAUGUCCUGGUAUCCCUCUAUCAUUUUGCCUCCAUGUUUCGCCCCUAUAAAGACCCUGGCACCUUGGACCAAUUUCAUGAUGUCUUUCUAAAGGGAGAUGUACCUUUCGGAUCCUGGUUUGACCAUGUUAAAGGUUGGAUGAACCUGAAGGACAAAGAAAAUUUCUUCUUCAUCACAUAUGAGGAGCUGCAAGAGGACCUGCGGGGGAGCAUUGUCCGCAUUUGUCAGUUCCUGGGCAAGGACUUAGAUGAUGCAGCAAUUGACUCUGUGGUGGCAAAUGCCUCCUUUGAGGCUAUGAAAAGCAAUAAAAUGUCAAACUUCUCACUCUCACCCCGCUUCCUCAUGAACCAGAAGAAGAGUUCUUUCCUCCGCAAAGGGAUCUCUGGGGACUGGAAGAACCAUCUGACCCCUGCACAGAGUGAAUGUUUUGAUCAGAUCUACCAGGAGCGUAUACGAGACUUAAAUGUUACAUUUCCAUGGGACAAAGAAUGAAGCUGGCUUUCUCUGCACUGAUUAUUCUCCUUCACUGGACUGAUUAAUGAUUCAUUAUGAUACUAACUGUCUAGUAAAACACUUUGUAGAUUAGGGGAAACAUCUGGGGUGGGGGAGGCAGGAGGCAGCAAUUGUGGGAGAAGAAUGGGGGUGUAGCCAGUAAGAACAGGGAGUGAGGGGUCAUGGAUCUGAAUGAUGUAUGGUGUGUUCAAUUCCAGAGGUGUGCAGACUAUAGCUUUGAAGCCAUUAGGUCUCAGGGCAUGGUUAGGAUUCACAUGAUAAAGCAAGCUUGCUGAAGCUAAGCCUCCUUGAUGUGGCCAGUGUCUGGACAGAAGAGCACUUGGUAACCUUCCCUUUACCAUCUAAAGCUUCAUGAUGGAAGAGAUGGGGUGUGAAUGUAAUAAAAUUAAAACUAACCAGCCAAUGGUUUAAAGAAAGAUUCAAAUUAACAUCAGAGUAGCUCUUGUUAUUCCACCAGGGCUUGCAGCCAGUGUAUUUUGGUGAGUCAAAUCCCUCUUCCUCCAGUAUCCAAUGCGAGCCACUGGUGGAUGAACUGUUUGUUGUCUCUCUCAAUAUCAUGGUGCCAGUGGAUAGAGAAUGACACAGCCCUAUUUUUCAAUUAUGAGGGACAUAUGUUUUGGUUUUGCCCAACAGGAAAUCAUGCCCCUAUAUGACACAGGAAAUGGGAGGAUGCAAGGCUUGCAAACCAAAGAUGAUUUGGAUUUCAAUCCCAGAAACCCUGGCUAGAAUUGUAUAUACUCCAACUGAUUUGAUUUGGCAGGAACAGUUGUGAUUAAUCCUCUGUCCCACUUUUUUCAGCUGCUUUAAAAAUGUCCUCUCUUCUUAUUUUCCCCUUUGUCCUCAGCUUGCUCCAAUUGCUGCAAACUGAGUUCAAAGUGCAAAAAGUGAAAACUGCUGUGUUAAUUGACAGAGAAGUUUGCCAAGAGAACCCCGUAAUAGAUUAAUCAAUUAACUCAGCAAGAGCUCAGACAAAAGCAGACUGCUGCAACCUCUCCUAGCUUGUGUGUUCUUCCUCAUUAAUAACUUUUGCCAUC
Sceloporus undulatus (fence lizard) is the source of this 2221-nucleotide messenger RNA. Its product is annotated as sulfotransferase 2B1-like. Gene Ontology annotation, molecular function: sulfotransferase activity. Lineage: Eukaryota; Metazoa; Chordata; Lepidosauria; Squamata; Phrynosomatidae. Bases 303 to 1166 code for a protein of 287 amino acids. The transcript has 7 exons. Gene Ontology annotation, cellular component: cytoplasm. Gene Ontology annotation, biological process: sulfation. The record is from RefSeq and is a predicted model, not a curated record.